Archocentrus centrarchus (flier cichlid) is the source of this 975-nucleotide messenger RNA. It is a transcript of the gene chlsn, whose product is annotated as cholesin. The transcript is spliced from 6 exons. The record is from RefSeq and is a predicted model, not a curated record. NCBI's taxonomy places the organism in Eukaryota, Metazoa, Chordata, Actinopteri, Cichliformes, Cichlidae. Bases 90 to 806 code for a protein of 238 amino acids.
CACCGCUUCCUGGUUGAGUUUCCACGCGUGUGUUUGUGUGCUUUCCGAGUCCUGCGAGUGUAAAACGUAGCUCAGGAGUAAGUUGUUUCAUGGCCAAGAACAAAUCUUUGAAAUCAAAACCUCCUAAAAGGAAGAAUUUGUGUGCAGCAGAGGACAGUGGCGAAAUAAUGGACAGUAAAGUAAACGCGAAGAGGAAAAAGGUGGAUGUAGACGAGGCUCCUGCUCAGAUGCCUCAUCUAACAAACACAACAGAUGGCAAAAAGCAGAAAAAGAACAAGAAGCACAAAAAGCAACAAGUGAACCAAGUAACAGAGCAAUCAAAGCAGACAGAGAUUCUUGAGCCACCCAGUUGUCCCGAGGGAACAGCUGAGCUGGAGGGACUGGAGGACUUGAGUCCCGAGGAGAAGCGGGUCCUCGAGAGGAAGUUGAAGAAGGUUCGGAAGAAGGAAGAGAAGAAAAGGCUGAAAGAAGAGGGAGUGACUUUGCAGAAAACAAAUCCACCUGGACCCAGUGCAGAACAGCAGGCCUUAGACUACCUCACGUGCUGGGCUGAAAAUCGUUCGCAGUGGAAGUUCCAGAAGACGAGGCAGACGUGGUUACUGCAGCACAUCUUUGACUCUGAGAAGAUUCCAGAUGAGAAGUACUCUGUGCUGCUUCAGUACCUGGAGGGGCUUCGAGGAAGUGGGAGGGACACAACCGUGCAGAAGGCCUUAUCCCUGGUGGAGGAGUCUGGAAAAGCACCAGAGGACAUAGUCGUCCAGCAGAGGGCACACAGAGCCAGAGAAGUUAUCCAGCUAUUAUCCUGAGCCACAAAUAUUACAGAGACACACACAAAAAGAAUCAGCUCUGUUCAGAGGACUGGGUCAUAGCCCCGAUCUCAGACUUGGGCUAAAGCUGUUUUAAAUGUAGAUUUUUGUAACAGUCCCUGUUUGUGUCACCAGUAUUGUUCACGCGUUUUAAUUAAAACUCUCUAUC